This is a messenger RNA of Rosa rugosa (rugosa rose), 2068 nucleotides long. RefSeq names its product putative disease resistance protein At3g14460. The record is from RefSeq and is a predicted model, not a curated record. The coding region runs from base 1 to 1521 and encodes 506 amino acids. The transcript has 2 exons. NCBI's taxonomy places the organism in Eukaryota, Viridiplantae, Streptophyta, Magnoliopsida, Rosales, Rosaceae.
AUGUAUUCUUACAGAUGCCCCAUACUGGAGGGGAGAUUACCUGAAAACCUUGAUCUAUUAUCGAAGCUUGCCAUUGAUGGAUGUGGGCAAUUGGUGGUUUCAAUUACCAGUUAUAAACGUCUUCGUGAUUUGAAAAUUCAUGAUUGCAAAAUGCUGGUACAUACAAGUGGGGUUGAAUUUGAGUUACUAGAGGCGAUGGAGCUUUCAUGUAUAUCAGAGUUUAGACUCCACAUGGACGGAUUCAAGAGAGACUUCACAAAGCUUAAAAAUCUGAGAAUUACUAGUUGUAAGGAGCUGACAUCUUUAUGGAAAAAUGAGGAUAGAUUGCUGCAACGUCCGAUUUAUAAAGGAAACAGCUCUCACUCUUACUUUGUUCAAGAGUUGAAGUCACUUCAAUGUCUUCACAUAAAUGAUUGCUCAAAUCUAGUUUCUUUUUCAAAGCUUGGCCUGCCACCUUCUCUUAAAGAAAUAAUGAUUGUGCGGUGCAGUUCUCUUACAAGAUGCCAGAUACCCCCAAAUGUAAGAAGUCUAUACAUCGAUUCCUGCACAAACUUGGAAUCAUUAGCGGGGGAGGACAAGAAAGGUGAGGAUCCUUCAUCUUCUUUUUCUCCUUGUUUGAUACAAGAGGAGGCAUCCUGCCUCGAGUACUUGAGCAUAGCGAAUUGUCCAUCUCUUACAACCUUAUCAUCCACAGGCCAGCUAGCCAGGGGACUUAAACAUCUUAUCAUAUUUUAUUGUCACCAGCUAGAAUCAAUAACCGAUAGCUUCCAUGCUAACACCUUCCUUGAAGAAAUUGAUAUUAGGAUUUGUGGAAAUCUUAAAUCGUUACCAGAGGGCUUAUGCGACCUCACCAAUCUUCAAGUCUUUAAGAUUUGGGACUGUGAAAGUCUUGUUUCUUUCCCAAGAGGAGGGUUGCCAACAAGAACCUCCAACUUGAAAGAGAUCGAUGUUUUGAUGAAUUGUGAUAACUUAGAGGCCCUUCCUAAAGACAUGCAGAACCUCCACUGUCUUCAGAGUUUGAGGAUUUCAUACUGUGAAGGUUUCGCUCCAUUUCUAGACAAGGGUUUGCCACCCAACCUAACAUUCCUUGAGAUUCGAAAUCUCAACAGUUGUAGGCCACUCCUGGAAGCUCAAGGAUUGCACAGACUCACUUCUCUUAGAGCGUUGGAUAUCAGGGGAAAUGAUUCACAACUAGUGUCAUUUCCACCUGACAAGGAGAUGGUGCUCCCCAAAUCUCUCAUUCUACUUCAUAUUGAAGGGUUCCCGAAUCUGAGGCACCUAUCCAGCAAGGGCUUUCAGUUCCUACCCUCUCUUGAAUCUCUUCAAGUCAUCAGCUGUCCAAAGCUAGCAUCCAUUCCUGAGGAGGGCCUCCCUCUUUCACUUACACAACUUCAUAUCUUUUUUUGUCCACUGCUAGUAAAGAACUGCAGACCUGGAAAAGGACAAUACUGGCACUCCAUAGCUCGCAUCCCUUUCAUAUGGAUUAAGGGUGAUAAGGGAGCAGACAUAUUUAGAAGCUGAGAAUCCAUGCCUCUUAAUCUCAUACUGCUCUCCAAGCUUCAGUGUAUAUGUUAGUCGGUGUGCAGGUUUCAGAACCAUACUAAAUUGUGGAGCAUGUUGGCUUGAACAAUGGUGUACUGUCAAUAGGCUCGCAUUCUUUGGCAUUGACAGAUGAGUUCCCAAGUCUCAAGAGCUGAGUUGAUGCUAAGGAUAGGGUGGCUGCUGCUAAGCUAUUAACCUCUAUCUUGGAUCCAUGAAGCAGUACAGAAAAAAGACAAGAAUUUUGAACAGCAACAAGGAGCUAGAGACAGAAUGGUCCUCUUAAUAGUUGCCAUUUGCUGUGCUUGGAUUCAAAUUUUCUUUAGGGAAGUAAGCAAUUAUAUGGAAUUCAAUCCUAGUUUUCACAAGAUCGAUAAAGAGGAAAAUUGACUGCAAAUGUUCAAAUGUUUCUGUAGGCAAGUAAGCAAUUUUAUGAUUCACAUUUUCAGCUGAAAGUAUGUAAUUUUGUUGAACAUUCAGCAGAUAAUUUUAUACAAUCACUUCUCCUAAAUAAUUUACUUUUUAUUUA